CAGUCAGGAGAGCAUGUUUCUCUCGAAAGUCCGAGCAGUGAGUCCGCGCAGUGUAGUGUCGACUCCGUGAUCACUGAUCAUGAUACAGUCACUCCUCUUGCCCUUCUUGUGACUCCUUAGAUUAUAAGGGACACUGCAGGCCGCAGACGUUUCAGAAACUUCUAAUUCGUGCCUCAUAUCGAACAAAGCCAUAUAAGUGCCAUAUAUCUUAAGACAUUUAACAAUACGUAACAAAAGUGCAAUACCAAUAAAAAGUGACGUUUAUUCUGUGAUAUAACUUGCCAUAAAUAAAAUGUCUUUGAAAAUGACUAGACGAAGCAUCGAAAGUUCUUCCAGCAAUUCGUCACCUAUGGGAGAAGACGGGUUAAUGUCACCCCCACAUCCCCAAGUUUCUUCAAGAGAUGGCUCUCCUACGAAAAUCUCGCCAAACUCUCCGCCAUUGCUUGCCACCAUGACACCUGUUAAUGUUAUGGAUUUAAAAAAAGAGAUGGAAGAAGAAAGUGCCAUGGGAGGAAACUCCUCAUAUGCUCAGGUUAAGACAGAAGUUCUGUAUGAAAAAGAGGAUGGUGAAAUAUAUGCUCAAAGUAUACAGCACAAAAAUGAUGCUCCAAUUGAUUUGAUAUACGAAGAUGGAAACAAGACAGUCAUUUACACUACUACACCUGAUCAAAAAGGCUUAGAGAUAUAUUCCGCAGAUAACUCUGGCGAAAUCACUAUAAACAAUAUCAGUACUCACCAAAUACAAGGGCAACAAAUCAAUGAUGUACUUAUUGAUGGUAGUAGUGGAACAAUGGUGAGGUCAAAUGGCGAAACUGUUGGUAGUCCUCCAGGGACAGUUUCCGUGGUGUUACAAGGAAAUGGUCAGGUUCUUCAAUACCCCCAUCAAUCUCAAGUAUCCGGGACAACUGUCUUGGUUCUAUCAGAAUUAGUCGAAGAUGUUGGCGGAGUUCCAGUUGUUGGAUUAACAAGAAAGCGUAAAGAAAAUACUGAAGCCACCUCACAAGGCGAUUUACCAGUGGUCGGUCCACGUGGUAUGGCUGAAUUGCCUGAGGGGGCUACUCCUCCCGAAGACCAGCAAAGUUGGAGAGCGUAUUACGAACAUCCUUUAACCGCUGCAACUACCGCCAUGCUAAACAUAGGAGGAGGAGCAGAAGACCAAACCGCUACAAUGGGACUAAUUUAUGAAUAUUAUAAGUUGCCAUCUCUGCCUACUGAUAAGGAUAAGUUAGCUGAUCUUUGGCAGCCGACUGCUCAGGCUGGAGGCAUCCUAACGUCGCAGCUAAAGGCAACCAAUGGAUUAGUGAGUGGGACGGGCUUAGAAUUGACGACUCCGCCCAUGAGUAGCGGCGGUCAAUUGAGCUCACAAGAGUUGCAAGGUUUAUUUAUUAACCAACAUAUGUACGCACAGCCCGCGGGCACCGCCGGGCAAAAUUUACAGAUCGUGAAACGGGAACCCGAAGAUCUGAGCCAUCACCGGAAGCUAGACUGCAGCUCACCUAGUUCCGGAAGCCUAGACAGUUCUAUUAUUAUAUCAAAACAAUCGAGACCGAAGGUGGUGCUGGUGUCUUCAAGCCAGCCGACGGACUUAGUAGUGGACGUAAACUCUAUAAAAGACGAAACACAUCGAGGAUUACACUCACCCCAAGACGGCUCUCGUUCAAUUAACGGUACACCUACUUCAACUCACAGCAGCCUUUUGGCAGACGGAUCCAACACGGGGCCGAUCGAAUUUAUUUCUACGGAUGGACUCAAGCCGACUAUGUAUACUACUCAGAUAUUCGCCUCCAUGAAUAGUACAGGCCAUAGUACAGGCAGUGGCACACCUUCUCCAACUCCCUAUAACGAUCACGCGAUACAAUACACUCAAAGUACAAUGGGUGUUGGUCCUGUCGGAUCUAGUGCGGCAAUUUAUUCAACAUCUGGAAGACCUAGUAGCUCAAGUGCAUUUUCGGUGUCCACAGAUCCAUACUACCGCGAAUACUUUACAACUAUUGCUUCGGGUGCGGGUACACCUGAACCUGUUUAUUCUGGGCAAUUAAGGCAGGGUCAGCUCGCAUAUGGAGAAGAAGUAGCUAGUGGUGGUGCUACUGCUAGUUUUGUCGAGCGUUAUGUUAGACAAGCUCAGUAUCAUGGAAAGGGAGUUAUUGCCGCCGCUGGACUUACAGUUGAUCUUCCCAGUCCAGAUAGCGGCAUUGGAACUGAUGCUAUCACUCCUCGAGACCAGAACACGCUGCAACAGUCAUUUGACUACAAUGAAAUGUGCCAAAAUAACUCUUCGUUAUUGGAUCCUUUAUCUCUAUCUCAACGAAGCAAUAGCAACUCCCAAAGUCCUGGAUCACAAAGCACAACACGAAGUCGGCCGUGGCAUGACUUCGGCAGACAAAACGAUGCUGAUAAAAUUCAAAUUCCCAAAAUAUACUCACCGUAUGGCUUUAAAGAUCACCUAGAAUCUCCAAUUUCGACAUCACAAAGAAGAGAGGAUGAUCGAAUUACGUACAUCAAUAAAGGACAGUUUUAUGGUAUCACUCUGGAGUACAUUCCUGAUCCAGAAAAACAAUUAAAAUCUCAAACCGUCAAGAGUAUUGUUAUGCUGAUGUUUAGAGAAGAAAAGAGCCCCGAAGAUGAAAUAAAAGCUUGGCAGUUCUGGCACGGCCGGCAACACUCGGUUAAACAACGAAUUUUGGACGCAGAUACAAAAAAUAGUGUAGGAUUGGUUGGCUGCAUUGAAGAAGUUGCUCAUAAUGCCAUUGCAAUAUACUGGAAUCCCAUGGAAAGCCCUGCUAAGAUUAAUAUUGCCGUCCAAUGCCUAAGCACCGAUUUUAGCAGUCAGAAAGGUGUUAAGGGCUUACCUCUACAUCUCCAAAUCGAUACCUACGAAGACCCUAGGGACAGCAACGUAUAUCAUCGAGGGUAUUGUCAAAUCAAAGUUUUCUGUGAUAAGGGAGCCGAAAGAAAAACCAGGGACGAAGAAAGACGAGCAGCAAAAAGAAAAAUGACAGCUACAGGCAGAAAAAAGCUAGACGAGCUGUAUCAUCCCGUAUGCGAACGGUCAGAGUUCUACACAAUGAGCGACCUCACAAAACCUCCGGUUCUAUUCUCACCUGCGGAGGAUAUCGAUAAACUUACCUCAAUGGAGCUUCAAGGCUUUUAUACACAUGAUCCGGACAAUUCUCUAACCGGCUCAGUGGAUCACGUAAAAGCCAACUCACCGUUCCUACUUCAUGCAGGGUCCAAGCCGCCUACCACCCCCACCUUAAAAUUCCACAAUCACUUUCCUCCAGAUGCUGACAAAAAAGAAAAUAUCCUAGACUCGAGCUUAUCAACGGAAAACUCGGUGUUUUCACCCCCUCUUAAAAGAACAAAACUGAUGAGUCAAAGCAGUGCUGGUCCACCGCCCUUAAAUGAGAGAGUAAUGUUAUACGUUAGACAGGAUAAUGAUGAUGUCUAUACUCCACUUCACGUAGUGCCUCCUACAACGCAAGGACUGCUCAAUGCGAUUGAGAAUAAGUACAAAAUUAGCGCUUCGAGCAUAAAUAACUUGUAUCGCAAAAACAAAAAAGGCAUUAUAGCCAAGAUUGAUGAUGAUAUGGUGGCAUACUACUGCAAUGAAGAUUUAUUUUUGUUAGAGUUUAAAGAAAGUGAUGACGAAUUAUAUGACAUCACAUUUGUUGAACUCAUGAAACACUAAAAUUAAAUUUUAUUUUGUAACUUCACGUACUUCUCAUUCCAAUUGUUGUGAUUGUUUUUAUACGUUACGAGCAAAGUGUAGAACUUUAUAUUUGUUUAUAGUAGGAAUGUUGAUUUUCUAAUUACUCUAUUGAUUUUUAAUCAAAUUAGGUUAUUGUUAGAUCUUUUUUUUUGUUAUUAUUAGUUUUUAUUAGAUUUGACAUGGUCAAGUAUUCAGCGCAUCUGUUAGAUUUUUCACACUGUUAAUUCGGUGAUAAUGACAUUUAUUAUUUGUUUGUAAAAAAGUUUUUUUUUUGUAUUUUUGUGCUUGGUGCAUUGGUCAUCAUUAUUGGUCCUUCUUAAAUAUUUUUUAAUUUAUAGUUGACAUUUUCUGAAGGCCAAUAAAUUUUUAUUUACCUGUGGCCGUCUUAUAUAUAUAUUGAAAUAUAUUUUUAAUUUACAUAGUAUAAAAAUUAGCAUCCUUGUAGCUCUUUGUGCUAAGUCUGUUGAAAUAGCAGAGUUGACGAGGACAGUAAUGAAACUAUUACGUUUGAAAAAAAAUCGGAAUUUUGAACCGAACUUCUUCAUGUUUUGCCAUUAGUCUAAGAUUUUAACCAUAAUUACAACAUAUCAGACAAACAAACUAAUUUUUCUCUUAUCGGUUGAUAAACAACAGUAGUAUUAACAAUUUUAUUCACAUUUAUUGAAAAACUAUUGAAUAUAAAUAAUUUUGUUGUGUGAGGCAAAUAUUUAUUUAAGACUAAAGCUACACUAUAGUAGAUAAAAUAGAGUAGACGGUCAAAAAUCGAUCAAUUUUUUUUGGGAUAAGUGGUGUUAUUUCCGUCCUAAAUCUGCUACUUUUAAAGACUUAUUUCCAAUUUAUUAACUUAAAUUAAAAUCUUUAUACUACAAUAUAGGUUUGUCGAGUAUACUUGUUGCAGUUUAUUCCACAAUGAUUUUUUAAAAUGAAAAACUGGAUUGUUUUAAUGUAUUUAUUAAAAAUAUUACAAUUAUGUUGCUGUGAAAACAUAAUUAAUAGUUAUCUAUAAAAUAUACUCUCAAUGUUAAUAUACGUGGUAUUCUUACCGAGUGGCACGGAAUUUUGAAUAGUUUUUUUUAAAUUACUUUUUUGUUGAUUAUUUGUUAUUUUGAGAAUUUGCCCUGACCUAAAAUUUAAAUUAGGGCUUUUUUGAUUAAUAUAAUGAAUAAUACUUAUAAUGAAACUUUGUUAAUUUAUUACCCAAUAAUCUAUUUACUUUGAAAUGUAGAAAACGAAACAUGAGCCAUCCGUUACGGACACCAUGUAUAAUUAACCAUGUAUAACAGUAUACAAAUACAUUAUCUUUUAAGCGUUUAUACAAUAAUAAUAUAUUACUACACUCCUUUAAUCGAACAAUUUUCUAUGAUACUUUACACUUAAUUUGAUUGGUCAAUCCAUAAAUGAUCUCAAAAUUAAGGUAUAAUAUGUUUUAAAAUAAUGGUCUGAAGAACACAUUAGACAUAAAGAACGUUUAGGUGUGUAUAUGAUGGCACAUAAAUAAGGAUCCAUUUCGUUGUAUAUAGCUUUAGGAUUUAUUUGUUGUAUAUAAUAUGCGUUAUGACGUAGAGAAAACACCUGUGGUGUUGUGAUAAGAACUUUUAUUUACCCAUGAGAACCUGAAGAAUGUA
Molecule: messenger RNA, 5334 nt
Organism: Anthonomus grandis grandis
Lineage: Eukaryota; Metazoa; Arthropoda; Insecta; Coleoptera; Curculionidae
Product: protein grainyhead
Exons: 14
Coding region: 293-3688 (1131 amino acids)
Biological process (GO): regulation of transcription by RNA polymerase II
Cellular component (GO): nucleus
Molecular function (GO): DNA-binding transcription activator activity, RNA polymerase II-specific; RNA polymerase II cis-regulatory region sequence-specific DNA binding
Source: RefSeq, a predicted model, not a curated record